Phaeoacremonium minimum UCRPA7 is the source of this 681-nucleotide messenger RNA. RefSeq lists its product as hypothetical. The transcript is spliced from 2 exons. Gene Ontology annotation, biological process: N-acetylglucosamine metabolic process. Bases 1 to 681 code for a protein of 226 amino acids. The record is from RefSeq and is a predicted model, not a curated record. Lineage: Eukaryota; Fungi; Ascomycota; Sordariomycetes; Togniniales; Togniniaceae. Gene Ontology annotation, cellular component: cytoplasm.
AUGGGAAGCACGACAAAGCCGGUCGCAUACUGGAACGUCAACGUGCCAGAGUCCGAAUGGACUGAAGAAUGCCCCGACUUCUUGGCCAAUCUAAACACCAAGGACCUUGGCAUCAUCAGCACGCCGGACAAUGAGUAUCACAUCGAGACAUGGCCGGAAGUCGUGCAGAAAUGCAAAGACAACCGCUUAGAUCUAUUCCAGCGCGUACCAUCAGAUCUCAGGCGGUACCUAGCGUACAACUGGAAACUAAAGCAGGAGUACGGCAGCGUUAUGUACUUUGUCCUGUCUCAGAGACUGGGAUGGAAAGAGCCCAUCGUGUCUAAAGGAAAUCCUUUCCAGUUCGAUGAGGACAUCAAGAUUCUGUGGAACGAUUGGCCCUACGGCAUUGACGAGAGAAUUGUGCAUUUGGUCGUCUGGACAAAAUUCGAUCUGGAAGAAGACCCAACCAACGGAGACCUCACUGAUAAAGCGAGGGCAGAGAUUGAUGACUUUGUACACAAGUUCUUCUCUCCCCACCUGCCCAAAGACCAUUACACAUGGUUCAAGAACUGGCGCUCCCUCAAGUCAGUCAAGGCCGUGGAGCAUUUCCAUGUCAUGCUGUUCGACCCCGACCCUGCUUUCGUCAGCGAGAUCACCAAUGGCGAUGUACCGCUCAGCCAGAAGGUUGGCAAGCUGAACUGA